This is a messenger RNA of Quercus robur (English oak), 2987 nucleotides long. Its product is annotated as peptidyl serine alpha-galactosyltransferase. Gene Ontology annotation, molecular function: glycosyltransferase activity. NCBI's taxonomy places the organism in Eukaryota, Viridiplantae, Streptophyta, Magnoliopsida, Fagales, Fagaceae. The transcript has 8 exons. The record is from RefSeq and is a predicted model, not a curated record. Bases 133 to 2622 code for a protein of 829 amino acids.
UACAUUUGGCCCAUUUUACAGGGUGGACAUAAUUAUUUAUAUAUGAAACCCCCGAAUUUGACCUGAAAGCCAUGGAAUAUAGAUCUUUGAGACAAUACCCAGAUGAAAUCUGAGCCUGAAUUUUGAGCUGCAAUGGCAAAGUUGUUAGCUUUGGGGUUAGUGGCGGUGUUGGGAUUGGUGGGUCUGGGCAUUGAGGGUGUGGAAACGGGUCAAAAGGCUCCAUGGAGGAUUCACACGCUGUUCUCGGUGGAGUGCCAGAACUACUUCGACUGGCAAACUGUGGGGCUCAUGCAUAGCUUCAAGAAGGCCCAGCAACCAGGGCCAAUAACAAGACUGCUCAGCUGUACGGACGAGGAGAAGCAGAAAUACAGAGGGAUGGAUUUGGCUCCAACUCUUGAGGUCCCUUCUAUGAGUAGACACCCCAGGACUGGUGACUGGUACCCUGCGAUUAACAAACCUGCUGGAGUAGUGCACUGGCUUGAAAAUAGUAAAGAUGCAGAGAAUGUUGAUUGGGUUGUGAUUCUGGACGCAGACAUGAUCAUCCGUGGCCCAAUAAUACCUUGGGAGCUUGGUGCUGAGAAAGGCAGACCUGUUGCAGCUUAUUAUGGGUAUUUGAUUGGAUGCGAUAAUAUACUAGCUAAGUUGCACACAGAACACCCAGAGCUAUGUGACAAAGUUGGUGGGCUUUUAGCCAUGCAUAUAGAUGAUCUUCGAGCCUUGGCUCCUAUGUGGCUUUCAAAAACAGAAGAAGUGCGAGAAGAUAGAGCUCACUGGGCAACCAAUAUAACUGGUGAUAUAUAUGCAAAAGGGUGGAUCAGUGAGAUGUAUGGAUACUCUUUUGGUGCAGCAGAAGUCGGACUUCGUCACAAGAUCAAUGAUAACUUGAUGAUAUACCCUGGCUAUAUUCCAAGAGAGGGAGUUGAGCCUAUACUUUUUCACUAUGGCUUGCCAUUCACAGUGGGAAAUUGGUCUUUUAGUAAAUUAGAUCACCAUGAAGAUGAUAUAGUCUAUGACUGUGGUCGGCUCUUUCCUGAACCCCCGUAUCCUAGAGAGGUGCAACUCAUGGAAUCUGAUCCAAAUAAAAGACGGGCCCUAUUUUUAAGUAUAGAAUGCAUUAACACUUUGAAUGAGGGUCUCUUAUUACAACACAAAGCAAAUGGAUGUUCUAAACCUGGUUGGUCAAAAUAUUUGAGCUUUUUAAGGAGCAAAACUUUUGCCGAACUUACUCGACCAAGAUUUCUGACUCCUCCUACCCUACAAACUAUGGAUGAAUCAAUACAGACUGUACAGAAGCAGGUCAUUGAUAAGCCUGGGAAGAAAUAUCCAAAAAUUCACACCAUUUUCUCCACAGAAUGUACCACAUACUUUGAUUGGCAGACUGUAGGACUUGUCCACAGCUUUCACCUAAGUGGCCAACCAGGAAAUAUCACACGACUUCUCAGCUGUACUGAUGAAGACUUGAAGAAGUAUACUGGUCAUGAUCUGGUUCUCACCCAUUAUGUUCCAUCUAUGAGUCGACAUCCAUUAACAGGCGAUUGGUAUCCAGCAAUCAAUAAACCUGCUGCAGUCCUUCACUGGCUUAACCAUGCAAACAUCGAUGCAGAGUUCAUAGUAAUUCUUGAUGCUGAUAUGAUCUUGAGAGGUCCGAUUACACCAUGGGAGUUCAAAGCAGAACGUGGGCGGCCAGUUUCAACUCCCUAUGACUACCUCAUUGGCUGUGAUAAUGAGCUUGCGAAACUCCAUACUCGCCAUCCUGACGCAUGUGACAAGGUUGGAGGUGUAAUCGUCAUGCAUAUAGAUGAUCUCCGGAAGUUUGCUAUGCUAUGGUUGCAUAAAACCGAGGAGGUCCGGGCUGACAAAGCUCAUUAUGCUACAAAUAUCACAGGAGAUAUAUAUGCAUCUGGAUGGAUUAGUGAGAUGUAUGGUUACUCAUUUGGUGCAGCAGAGUUGAAAUUAAGGCAUAUCAUUAACAAGGAGAUAUUGAUAUACCCGGGAUACAUUCCUGAACCUGGUGUCAGUUAUAGAGUUUUCCACUACGGAUUGGAGUUUAAAGUUGGGAAUUGGAGCAUUGACAAGGCAAACUAUAGAAAUGUUGACAUGAUCAAUAAAUGCUGGGAAAAGUUUCCAGACCCACCAGAUCCUUCAACACUUGAUCAGGCUGAUGAGGACAUACGACAGCGGGACCUGCUUAGCAUAGAAUGUGCAAAGACACUAAAUGAGGCACUACAUCUGCACCAUAAGAGAAGGAACUGCCCUGAUCCUAGUACCAUUUCCACCUCAAACUUGAAUUCAGGCAAGGAUGACACAAUGUCAAGGAAAUUCGGUAGUUUUGAUGAAAUAACUGCUUCUAGAAGCAACCAGAUGCCAAAGAAUAAUUCUCACGAAUCGUCAAAACCUGCUAUGAUAGAUGGGACAUUUAGUUCUUUCAGGUUUUGGGUUGUUGCUCUAUGGGUGUUUGCUGGCCUGGGUUUCUUAGCAGUCAUGUUUGUGGUGUUUUCUGGUCCUAAAAGAAGAGGAACAAGGGGUAAAAUUUACAGAAACAAGAGAAGAUCCUCAUAUUCAGGAUACUCGGAUAUGAAUGGACGUGAUAGACAAAUUCGCAGUGCUGAUGCAUCCUUAUGACAUUUAUUUUUUGGGGAGUUAUAGUUUGAGAACCACACCAUGUGAAAGAAGACAAGCUACAUCAGAAGAUUGAGACAAGAGUGAUGAGAAGUAGAGUAACUGAGUGUACACUAUGUUGAAUCAGCUAGACUAAUCCAUUCUAGCGUUCAGCCUCCGAAUAUAUUUUAGCAGUUUUCGUGGUAGUCAAAAACUCAAGAUGGACAUGGGAAAUAGGACACCCAAAAGGAAAGGUAGCAUUUGUAUACCUAGGGAUUCUUAUCUGUAUCAAAUUGUACAAUUGCUUACUCUUUGGUUAAUGUUAUAUGUUUGAUGCUUGUACACUUACAUAAUAAAGUAUAAUCUAUGUUACAGAAAUUUGGAUGCUC